ACGGCAGCGGCGCUCAUGGACCCCAAGUCCCCCGACGACCGCCCCCAGGCGGCGGCGCCGCAGCCGCAGCCGCAGCCUCUCGAGUGGCGGUUCGCGCAGGUCUUCGGCGAGCGCGGCGCCGGGGAGGACGUGCAGGAAGUUGACAUCAUCUCUGCAAUUGAAUUUGACAAAUCCGGUGACCAUCUUGCCACUGGAGAUAGAGGUGGUCGUGUUGUUUUAUUUGAAAGAACUGAUGCCAGGGGUAGUGCUAGUCGGACAGAACUUGAGAGACAAGAUUACCCGGUGGCUAGGCAUCCUGAGUUCCGCUAUAAAACUGAGUUUCAAAGUCAUGAACCGGAGUUUGACUACCUAAAAAGUUUGGAAAUAGAGGAGAAGAUAAACAAGAUCAAGUGGGGCCAAACAGCCAACAACGCACUCUUUAUCUUGUCUACAAAUGACAAAACAAUCAAGUAUUGGAAGGUGCAAGAUAAGAAAGUAAAACGAGUUUCAGUGAUGAAUCUGGAUGCUUCCCAAAGUUCAGACAAUGGUACAACUUCCAGUUCGAGUACCAGUAGCUCUAGAGGCCUUCUUCCGAAUGGAGGAUGCGCAUCACUGCGCUUGCCUGUGGUAGUUACAGGCCAAGAUUUAAACCCUGUCGCUAGAUGCCGGCGUGUAUAUGCACAUGCCCAUGAUUACCAUAUUAAUUCCAUUUCGAAUAAUAGUGACGGCGAGACAUUCAUAUCAGCAGAUGAUCUGCGAAUCAAUCUGUGGAAUUUGGAAAUUAACAGUCAGAGCUUUAAUAUUGUUGAUGUGAAGCCUACAAACAUGGAGGAUCUAACUGAGGUGAUUACAUGCGCGGAGUUCCAUCCAACUCAUUGUAAUACACUAGCCUAUAGUAGCUCAAAGGGCGCUAUCAGGCUUAUUGACCUGCGGCAAUCAGCACUGUGUGACAACCACUCUAAACUAUUUGAGGAGCAUGAAGCAGCUGGAUCGAAAUCCUUUUUUACAGAGAUAAUUGCAUCGGUUUCUGAUAUAAAGUUUGCAAGGGACGGAAGACAUAUUCUUAGUCGUGAUUAUAUGACUCUCAAGUUAUGGGAUCUCAACAUGGAUUCAGGCCCAGUAGCAACAUUCCAAGUUCAUGAACAUUUAAGGCCUAAGCUUUGCGAUCUAUACGAAAACGAUUCUAUCUUUGACAAAUUUGAAUGUUGUCUGAGUGGGGACGGUCUUCGUGUUGCGACGGGCUCUUAUAGUAAUUUGUUUCGUGUUUUUGGUGGUUCUUCUGGAAAUACAGAGGCAACCACUUUAGAAGCAAGCAGAAACCCUAUGAGGCGUCAGGUUGCUAAUCCAACAAGGCCUGCAAGAACGCUGUCCUCUUUGACCCGUGCUGUGAGGAGAGGUGGUGAAAAUGCAGGAGCUGAUGGCAAUGGGAACUCUAAUGACUUCUCAACAAAGUUACUCCAUCUUGCGUGGCACCCAACUGAGAAUUCCAUUGCGUGUGCUGCUGGAAAUAGCUUGUACAUGUAUUAUGCAUAGGGAAUGUGCCAGAGAAGAUUCACUAGUUUUGGUUUAUUCAACGUGAAAGCUCUAGCCUUCCACAUGCAACCAGGGAAACAACAUUGUUGUCAAUUCCGUGAUUGGGGCCAAAAGAGGCGGUUGGCACCCACGAGAUAUCCCCUCCAAGCAUAGCAGACUAUUUCCUUCUGAUUCUUUAGUAAAUGUGAAACACAAAUUCUAAAGUUUUUGGGUCUCAGGAUAUAAUUGUAGCUCCCUUUGUAGCCAAAAAAUACCAGCAGUUUGAGGACAGAGCAGAAGAUAGCAAGGCUGAUUCUAAUUUCACUUGGUCACAGGAAAUGUCUGCUUAAGGUGGAUGUAAGAAAUUUUCUUUUUUAUCUUCACGUGUAAUGUAAUGCCGCCUAGCCAGGGUUAACCAUCUGCUGUCACGAAUCUGUGGACAUAAAUUGUUACUUCAGUUGUUGUAGAUCUUCUCCCUUGUUCUGUUUGUUGGAUGGUCCAAACUUACAAAUAAGUUUGCAUGAGUGUACCUGAACCAAUGCUGCAUGUGAUAGUUGUAUAGUACAUUUGGCCCGGCAGAGCUCACAACUAUUGAUAUGGAUUCUGGA
Molecule: messenger RNA, 2099 nt
Organism: Lolium rigidum
Lineage: Eukaryota; Viridiplantae; Streptophyta; Magnoliopsida; Poales; Poaceae
Product: serine/threonine protein phosphatase 2A 55 kDa regulatory subunit B beta isoform
Exons: 14
Coding region: 16-1512 (498 amino acids)
Biological process (GO): peptidyl-serine dephosphorylation
Cellular component (GO): protein phosphatase type 2A complex; cytosol
Molecular function (GO): protein binding; protein phosphatase regulator activity
Source: RefSeq, a predicted model, not a curated record